Molecule: messenger RNA, 6949 nt
Organism: Acanthopagrus latus (yellowfin seabream)
Lineage: Eukaryota; Metazoa; Chordata; Actinopteri; Spariformes; Sparidae
Gene: plekhg4
Product: pleckstrin homology domain containing, family G (with RhoGef domain) member 4
Exons: 26
Coding region: 1-6660 (2219 amino acids)
Molecular function (GO): guanyl-nucleotide exchange factor activity
Source: RefSeq, a predicted model, not a curated record
AUGUGUCGUCCUUCAUGCCGAGCUGCUGUCACACACUCAGCUGCUUCAGUCCCAUUCUGCACCAGCUUCACUCAGCCUAAGUCCAGCCUCACUCAGCCUAAGUCCAGCUUCACUCAGCCUGAGUCCAGCCUCACUCAGCCUAAGUCCAGCCUCACUCAGCCUAAGUCCAGCCUCACUCAGCCUGAGUCCAGCUUCACUCAGCCUAAGUCCAGCCUCACUCAGCCUGAGUCCAGCUUCACUCAGCCUAAGUCCAGCCUCACUCAGCCUGAGUCCAGCUUCACUCAGCCUAAGUCCAGCCUCACUCAGCCUGAGUCCAGCCUCACUCAGCCUAAGUCCAGCCUCACUCAGCCUGAGUCCAGCUUCACUCAGCCUAAGUCCAGCCUCACUCAGCCUGAGUCCAGCCUCACUCAGCCUGAGUCCAGCCUCACUCAGCCUGAGUCCAGCCUCACUCAGCCUAAGUCCAGCCUCACUCAGCCUGAGUCCAGCCUCACUCAGCCUGAGUCCAGCCUCACUCAGCCUAAGUCCAGCCUCACUCAGCCUAAGUCCAGCCUCACUCAGCCUGACAGCACAUCUCAUGCUGCGUUCAGCUUCUUACAGGUGUUUACCCACACACGGAGGGCAACCCUGGGCCAGCAAGGUUAUUUUAUCCAGGACUCUGAAUCUUUGGAUCGCUGCAUCCAGGCGGCUCUGUCAGCCCUCUACCCGCCAUUCCAGGCCACUUCCCCAACUGUCCUCUGUCAGGUCCUCAACGUGGUGGAGAGCUGCUACAGAGGAGAUGGUCUUCGCUACCUGAUCCACUUCCUGUUGCCUGCAAAGCAGUUCUUGGUAAACCUCCAACAAGAUGCAUGUUUGCAGCACUGUGGUUUCUUGUUUCGUCAUGAAGGCUGGCCUCUGUGUGUCCAUGAGAAGGUAGUAGUUCAGCUCUGUCCAUUGGAUCAGCGCCUCCUCUGUCCAGGAGACUUCUACCUGGUGGUUUCUCCUCCUGCAGCCACUCCUCCUCCUUCUCGAGCACGUGGUGCCUCCUUCAGGAGCACUGUUAGCUCCUUCCCCCGCCUGCUUCUGUGCAGCGUGUCAGCUGGCAGCCAUCAUGUGGAGCAGCAGGAGGUGCCGGAGAUAGCCCUACAGUCCCUCUUCAGCAUGGCCUGGCUGGACUCUGUCAACAGGGAGAGGGAGCAGAGAGGAGCGUCCCGACUGGAGCGAUGCCUGCUCUCUGCCCACGGGGACGUCUUCAGAGUCCCCUGGGAGGACCUGGUCUACCCACAAUUCAUCAGCCGGCACCGCACGUCCCUGCAGGAGGACAAGGAGUUGUCUGUUAAACAUGGAGAUAUGUUCAUUGAUAGAACACACAAUCCGUGUAGAGAUUCUAACACGUCAGGACAGAAUACAAAGCUCCUCCCACCAUCUUCAAAAACUGACCAGUCACCAUUGAGCAGCGAGGACUCGGAGGGCGAGUACGUGGAGCUGACAGAGCUCCCGCUGCCCCGCUUCUCACCGCAGAAAGGCUCCUUAACCCAGUCCAUCAGCCUGCAGCGUCGAGCCAGGACCGGCACACACACGACGACACACACACCUCACAGCACCACUGCUACAACACACAACACGACACACACACCUCACAGCACCACUGCUACAACACACAACACGACACACACACCUCACAGCACCACUGCUACAACACACAACACGACACACACACCUCACACACACAACACGACACACACACCUCACAGCACCACUGCUACAACACACAACACGACACACACACCUCACAGCACCACUGCUACAGCACACAACACGACACACACACCUCACAGCACCACUGCUACAGCACACACUCAUACCGUGGGUAAAACACUCUCCUCCUGGUCCUGUGUGGAGGUCAGUUCUCAAACUGGGCAUUGCUCCAGCCUCACCCAGGAGAACCUCAGUCAGGACCCCUCUAAACCUGUCAUUCUUACACCCACCCUCCCCACCUCCAUCCCCUCUGCUCCACCUGAAGUGGAGGGAGCCUCCACCUGUCAGAUUGAGCACUGGACGUCACAGGAGCAAAUAGAAGGUACAGAUUCAGGCAGGAGUGUGAAGCUUGACACUGACCAGGCAAACUACACAGAUCAGAGAGAGGAAGAGGAGGAAGUUAGGCGAGGAAGACAGGGGGAGACAGAGGCAGAGAGGGAGCAGGGAGACGUAAUGGAGAGACAGAUGGAGCCUAGAAGACAUGACAUUUUACUGCUGCGCAUGCACACUGAUGAAGAAGGAGGAGAAAGGGAGGAGGAGACAGAAGGAGAGAUGGAUGAGGGAGAUGGUGAAUUAGAGGAGGAUGGAGCAGAAGAGGUGGAGGUAGAAGAGGAGGUUCAGGUUAUAGUUGUGCAGCAGAGGCAAGAAAGAAGGCAGGAGGAGCAAGUGAUGACAGAAGGAGAGAGGGGAGGAAGAGAAGGAGAGAGAGAAGGAGAACAGAGAGAUGAGAAAGCAGAUUUAUGUUUGAACACACACUCUCAGGACUCUUAUUCUGAAAGCAAGACACUUCAGACACACUCUGAAAACUCUUAUUCUGAAAACCAUAUUCCACAAGCUAACUUUGAGGACCCUUAUUCUGAAAGCAAGUCACUUCAAAAACACGCUGAGGACUCUUAUUUUGAAAGUAACAGACAAGACAGACCCUUUCAUGACUCUUAUUGUGAAAACCACACACUAGAAAAACAUUUUGAUGAAUCUGAGUGGAGCUCUGAACACACACACACUAAAGAGUCCAACACACCAGCGAUGGAUCCUGACUCACUUUGGACUGAACAGUCUGAAAAUGGACCACAAAAACAGGAGGAGAAGAAGGAGGAAGAGGAGGAGCAAGAGGAGAGCAGCUGUGAGGAGGUUGGUGGAGGAAGAACUGCAGAGCUUCAGACUGAAGGUCUCAACAGUCAGUCACAUGGCGGUGUCUCUACUGGUCCAGGUCCAACAGAACCAGAACCACCAGCAGCCUCUCCAGAGUCAGCUGCUCCCACAGCCCAGUCACAGCUUACCAGGCCCUCCCAACCCCUCCACUCCCAGCAGUCCAGCUUCUACAGUGUGCUGCUGAGAUCUGGAGCUCUCUGUCUCCCAGGAUCCAGAGACCGGAGCGGUCGAGCUCUGCUGACCGUCUGUACCAGGAACUCUGUGUGGUCGAACCCUGACUGUGACAGCGCCGAGCUGCUCCGCCUCCUCCUCUACUACACCUCCACCCUCAGGAAGGAGGUGCAAGCAUUGGGGCUGACGGUCCUGGUGGAUGCCCGCAGAGCUACUCCUGCAUCCGCCCUGUUCUCCGCCCUCAGGUCCCUGCACGAUGACACACCUUGCUCGGUCCACAUUGUGCUCCUGCUGGUCAACAAAGACUCGUCUCUACGUCUGGACAAACCUGCAGCCAUACAGGUGGAGGUGUUGAGCUCUUUGAAGUCUGUUCAGAAGCAGGUGGAGCUGCAGCAGCUUCCUGCAGAGUUCGGAGGGUCCUUGAGCUUCAGUCAGAGCAGCUGGCUCUACUUCAGAUCGAGAGUGGAGCAGCUCACCAAUCAGUGUAAGAACGUCAUCAAGCUGCUGCAGAAAACCAUCAACAUCCUGCGCUCCACACCACUCCCUGCUGCAGCUCAGGAUGCCGAGCUACUGUUGUCCAGGUACAAGGCGGUGAUGCGUAGCAUCCUUGAAGACAGCCGAUUGGUACAAUUGCAGCAGGAGGGUGGAGCCACUCUUUCGUGGCUUCGCAGGGAGGAGAGCAGCUUGGGUGUGAGUGAAGACCAGCGGGCAGCGGUGGAGGCGGUGUCGACUCUGUACGAGGAGGUGGACGAGCUGCUGCACCGCCUGGUGACUCUGUCCAACUCCAGGACUCAGCAGCUCAACUUCAUCCUGGAGUUCAGGAGCCUGGAGCAGGGCUUCAGGGAGGUGAGGUCGUGGCUGGAGGAGGUCGGGGAGCUUUGUCUGAAGAGUCUAAAUGAACCGGAGGAUUCUCUGGAGCUGCUGAACAAAAAGCAACAAGAUUUUGAAGAAUUCCACAGGACUGCAUAUGAUGAGUGUAGACGAGGCGAGGAGCUGUUGGCUCGUCUGGAGCGUUGGGGCGACAUGUCGUCAGCUGACCUCCAUGGCUACGAGGUCAAAGUUCACACUUUCUGGGCUCAGCUUCAUGAUUUCUCCCAGCGGGUCAAGACCACGGGCCAGAACAUUGAGCGGGCCGUCGGACUCUACCGCUUCUUAGACCAGGUGUAUGGCUGGGCUCUGGAGGGUAUGCGUCACUUAGCUGCAGUCAGUAUGGAGGACUGCACGCUGCCAGACAAAUGCCAGGCUGUGAUUGGCUGCCUGGAGGACUACCACCGCCAACACCCACCAAUCCCAGAUGGCCGUUUUGAGGAGAUGAAGGCGGUGGCAAGUGAGCUGCGGGGUGAGCGAGGCCUUCGUCAGUGGAGCUUCGCCUGGUCCAAGUGUCAGGAGACUAAGAAGAUGUUUGACAGGAAGAUGGAGGCAGCGCUGCGGACACGUGACUCCACCCACAGACAGCGCUCAGACUCCACCCUCAGCAGGAGCUCCACCUCUUCCAGGAAAACCCUUUCAGGACUCUGGGCAGUCCAUGAGACCUCCUCCUCAUCCUCCUCCUGCCCUGCUGAGGAGGACAUCAUCACUUCCUCUCCUCCACCUAACAGCUCCUCCUCCCUGCUCCCCAUCACCUCCACCCCACACACCCCCCAGCACACCCCACUCCUCAAGCGUUUGUUCCGCAGCUCCUCCUCAGAGGAGUCCUCGGACCGGGUAGACAUCUGCUCCUCCAGUCCCAGCCUCCCCCGCCUUGGCUCCUUGGCUAGCUCCUCCUCCUCCUCUCUCUCCUCCACCUUCUCUUCCAGCAGGCGGCAGCAGCUCAGGAAGACUCAGAGCUUCGACUGUCCCUCCACCCCCGACGUGACGCGCUACGGUUCUCGCGCCCUCAGUGAGCCGGUGCGGCGAGGAAACACGGGUGUGUUCAUCCGUGGUCUGGAAGUCAGCAGCUCUGAGGCAACUGACCACACGCUGUGCCCUAGGACCGGUGCACAAAGCUGGUCAGGACAGGGGCUCCGCAGCCCUGGGACACCUGGAACACCCAGAACCACCGGCAGCCCGGCAACAGACUCCCGACCUAGAGGAAGUAAGCUCCGUCACGUGGUGGAGGAGAUGGUGACCACAGAGAGGGAGUACGUUCGCUCUCUGCGUUACAUCAUCCAUCACUACUUCCCUGAGAUGGACCGAGUCGACCUUCCUCAGGACCUGAGGGGCAAGCGCUCCGUCGUCUUCGGUAACCUGGAGAAACUUCUGGACUUCCACAGUCAGUUCUUCCUGAGAGAGCUGGAGUCCUGCUGGAAACACCCGCUGAGAGUGCCACACUGCUUCCUGCGACACAAGGAGCAGUUCAGUCUCUACGCUCUCUACAGCAAGAACAAACCGAAGUCUGACACUCUGCUCGCCAACCACGGGAACUCCUUCUUCAGGAGGAAGCAGGUGGAGUUGGGAGAUAAGAUGGACCUGUCAUCGUACCUGUUGAAACCCGUUCAGAGGAUGAGUAAAUAUGCUCUGCUGCUCACUGACCUCAUGAAGGAGGUGGGCGUGGCUCGGGAGGCGGAGCUUGUGGCUCUGCAGGCUGCCACCAACAUGGUCAAAUUCCAGCUUCGCCAUGGCAACGACCUCCUGGCAAUGGACGCCAUCCGAGACUGUGAUGUGAACCUGAAGGAGCAGGGUCAGCUGAUUCGCCAGGAUGAGUUCACUGUCUGGACUGGGAGGAGGAAAUGUCAGCGUCACGUCUUCCUGUUUGAGGAGCUCGUUCUCUUCAGUAAACCCAAGAAGAUGGAGGGAGGGCUUGACGUCUUCAUCUACAAACACUCCUUCAAGACAGCAGAUGUGGGUCUGACAGAGUCCUCAGGUGACAACGGGCUCCGCUUUGAGAUCUGGUUCAGAAGAAGGACGUCCAAGAAUCAGACCUUCAUCCUUCAGGCUGCCACAGCUGACGUCAAACUGGCCUGGACCACCGAUAUCGCUCGAAUCCUGUGGACCCAGGCCACCAGAAACAAAGAGAUGCGUCUGAAGGAGAUGGUGUCAAUGGGAGUCGGCAACAAACCGUUUUUGGACAUCCAGCCGAGCGACGCCGCCAUCAGUGACCGAGCUGUUCACUACAUCAUGAAGAGCCGAGGUGCCAGAACGCGAGCAUCCAUUGCUGUCUCUGUCUUCGACCACUCAAACCCUUUCAAACGAGGGACGGUGACCUCUGACCCCUUGUCACCAUCAGGCCCGUCUUCAUCCAGCCUGCUGGGGCCGCUCAACCUGCACAUGUACAGCCAAACCCUGUCCUCCUCUCCUGCUGCUGAAAGCUCCUUCAUCACCUCCUGUAUUGAGGAGGACGAGCAGGAGCACGAGACCAGCAGCCAGCCCUCCAUGACCACAGAGAGUUCUGGUUCGUCGUCUCGCUGUCUGUCCGGCUCCACCGGCUCUGACAGCGGCUGCGUCUCCUCUCACCUUCGGGAGGCGCUGACCGAGGAGCCCAGUCCCUCCAGCCAGCCCUCCUCCUCCUCCUCCUCCUCUUCCUCCUCCUCUUCCUCCUCCUCCUCCUCCAACAGACAGCACCUCAACAACCAGUACAUUUCACCUAAAGCAGCUCCGGUCAUCGGCCCGGCCACCAUCGUGUGAAUCAGCUGACCUGUAGGACUCAACUGUCAGUCCUGGUCCUGCUGCAGUGUGGACGUCCUGAUUGGUCAUCCCUAUUGUUCGUGUGUGUUCUGUAAAUAUGAACUGUAAUAAUUGAUAUGAAUUGUUAGUUGAUCACUUCUGUAUUUUGACUUGUCACAGCUCAUCCAGGUGUUUGUGUGUGUGUGCGGGCUGGUCUGAGGUCAGCUGUACUCACUGUACAUGUGUGUAAAUACACAGCUCAUGUCUGCUGUCACUUUCUUACUUGAGUAAUAAAGUUUGUUCAAACUGA